AUGCAGUCGGCCAGAACGAGGGUGGAGAACUAUUCUCAGAAGGAAAAGCUUGCCAACUCCUACAAUGAAUUGCUCCAAUGGCUGACGUGUGAUGCUGUACACAGAGAAUUCUCGUCGAAGGAACUGCGAAAUGUAGGAAACUAUAGUCUCGGGCGUCUCAUCGGGAAAGGCUCCUUCGGCAAGGUCUACCUCGCCAGACACAAACUCACCAAUGGCUCCAAGGUCGUGCUCAAGUCCUCAAACAAGGAGGAUGCCAAUCUCGCCCGUGAGAUCCAUCACCACCGACAGUUCCUCCAUCCUCAUAUUGCUCGCCUGUACGAGGUCAUUGUGACAGAGAACUUGGUCUGGUUAGUCUUGGAAUAUUGUCCAGGUGACGAGUUGUAUAAUUAUCUCCUUAACCAUGGCCCGCUUCCUGUUGAAAAGGUCCGACGGAUCUUCUCGCAAUUAGCAGGAGCGGUCGCAUACGUACACAGCAAGUCGUGUGUCCAUCGGGAUCUGAAGUUGGAGAACAUUCUGCUCGACAAGCACGAGAAUGUGAAACUAUGCGAUUUCGGGUUCACUCGAGAAUACGAGGGGAAAGCUAGUUAUCUGCAAACCUUCUGCGGCACCAUCUGCUAUAGCGCGCCAGAGAUGCUAAAAGGCGAGAAAUAUGCCGGCGAGAAGGUCGACGUGUGGAGCUUGGGAAUCAUUCUGUACGCCUUGUUGGCAGGAGAACUACCCUUCGAUGAAGAUGACGACCAAGAGACGAAGGCAAAAAUCCUCACAGAGGAGCCCAAGUUCAAUGAGAGGUUCCCUGAGGACGCACGACAGCUGAUCAGCUUAAUGCUCUCGAAGCGGCCACUUCUAAGACCGACCUUGUCCGAGAUCCUGGCACAUCCGUUCUUGGGAGAAUAUGGAGCCGAACAGCAAGCUAUUUUGGAGAGACCACGACCAUCGCCUUUCACAACCCAGUUAGAAAAAAACACGUUACUACGCAUGAAGAGCGCCGGUGUCAACAUCGACCAGGUCAUUGAAAAUGUUCUGGCCCAGAGAUGCGAUGCUCUCGCUGGAUGGUGGGCCUUGCUGAUUGAGAAAGAGGAACGCAAAGAAAGGAGGCGAGAACGGAAGCGAAAGGAGAGAGAAGCCGAAGCAAAGAGCUUGCGCCGUCUGAGUGCUGCCAGCAGCCGCAAGGAACGACUUUCCACUUCUCUUGCGGAUGUCAACGAAGAAGGGACGGCGGCUGACACAUUGCAAACCCGGGGGAGAAGAGACAGGCGAAGCUUGCCAAACCCCCAGCUCUCUAUACCGGAGGUCCCAAAGCUCCCGGAUUCCAUUGCCCUACAGAGCCCCGACUCUCCUGCCCCACCUCCGCCGAUUGAUAAGGAUUCCAUUAGAUCCGUGAGUUCGACCAGGCGGCGCCCUGUGCCCCCUCCAAAAGAAAACCGUCGAUCACGACCGAGCAUGUUGCAUGUCAGCGCCUCUCAGCCCGAGCUAGCAUCGCAUUCCAAUGGCAUCUUUAAGCGUCGUUCUGGGCGCCGUCACCACCACCCGAUAAUCAGCCAACUGGCAUCGCUCAAACACUGGUUGGUAGAAUCCGCGAAACGAGCGAAGUCUCCGCAUCCCAAGACUCCGAAGAGUUCUGGCGGUCACUCUAUGAAGUUCCGAUUGGACAAGUCGAGUCCGGAGAAGGGCGAUGAUUCUAGCAAGAAACCAGCGGCAGCGACUUCGACGAAUGCCGACGUGGGCGGCGCUCUCACACCGACUGAAAUCAAGCGCGCUUCAUAUGCCAGCAGUCUCGCUCCAAGCAGUGCCUCAUAUUCUCAUCAUAGAAAUUCGUUUCCACGUCAGCUUGGGCCCCUGAAUACUAACACAUCGAGCAACCGCAAUUCCUUGUCGCCGUCUCCUCUUACUCCUCGGAAUUCAUAUCGACGCUCGUCGGCUGGUCUGCGUGGUCGCAAAUCGACAUCCUCAUCGGUCUCCUCUAUCCGCAGUAUUCACCACGCUCACACCCAUUCGAAGGCGUCGUCGGCUUCUUCCAAUAGCAUUGACACCCUGUCCACGCCUACCGCCUCAAAGAGGGCUUCCAAGUCUCCACAUGCCUCGGUCAAAGUUCUGCCCACCACACCGAACGCUGCUUCUCGCUUUCCUAGCAAUAUCCGACUGGUUCGAAAUCCACCAGGUAAUAAUCGUGACCCGACCGAUGUGAACUCUGGCAUCUACUCUGUAUUCAACGAGACUGCUCCCGCACCGUUAAUGUCUUCGCCCGCGUCCGGGCUGGUUUUUGCUCGACGGAAACGAUCCGCAUUCAAGGGUCCAAUGCUGCACACGGCGAAUCUUGUAGCCUCUGGUGGAUUGGGGACUCCGGGCUUGGGGCCAAGCAGCGACGAAGCGGGCAAUGGCUCAAAACGUCCGACGACCCGGAAAAGUCAAAUCAUUAUGGAAGAGGAUGAUGUGGAGGAUGAAGACAUUGAGGAAGUGGAGACCUUCAGCUCCCCGGAAGUUCUGGAGACGAGUUUCAGGGAAAUUGGCAAUGCUGCUUCGGAUAGCGAACCAGCGGGACAAGACAAGAAAGAUCACGUUCUCGCUCCUGCACCGGAUCUGCGACCUACCGGUGUUCACCCACCACGCUCGUCUUCUCUGAGUGAGCCCGUCCAUGGGAUUGAUGAAGCUGGAGAAAGCAAACCAGCGGAAUCGUCUCAAACUGCCGAAGCUGGGACCGGUGGUGAAAAUGAAGAGAAUACAGCGGAGCGUCCUGUUACUGCGGAGAAAGUGGAGGCGUGA
This is a messenger RNA of Rasamsonia emersonii CBS 393.64, 2760 nucleotides long. RefSeq names its product Serine/threonine protein kinase. The transcript has 6 exons. Gene Ontology annotation, molecular function: protein kinase activity; ATP binding. Gene Ontology annotation, biological process: protein phosphorylation. The coding region runs from base 1 to 2760 and encodes 919 amino acids. The record is from RefSeq and is a predicted model, not a curated record. Lineage: Eukaryota; Fungi; Ascomycota; Eurotiomycetes; Eurotiales; Trichocomaceae.